Messenger RNA from Chenopodium quinoa (quinoa), 1022 nucleotides. RefSeq names its product proteasome subunit beta type-2-A. The coding region runs from base 156 to 797 and encodes 213 amino acids. The transcript has 3 exons. Gene Ontology annotation, biological process: proteasomal protein catabolic process. Gene Ontology annotation, cellular component: nucleus; cytosol; proteasome core complex. Gene Ontology annotation, molecular function: peptidase activity. The record is from RefSeq and is a predicted model, not a curated record. Lineage: Eukaryota; Viridiplantae; Streptophyta; Magnoliopsida; Caryophyllales; Amaranthaceae.
ACAAAUGAACCAAACUCCCUAAUUCCUACAUGAACCAAAUUCCCUUAUUCGAAACGAAACAGAGUUCACAUCGAAACGAAAAAACAAUAAACCCAAAUUCCUAAUUCCUCAUUUUCACAAAAUCAAACUUGUCAAGAUUUAAAGAUCGAUCAACAAUGGAGUGUGUUUUCGGAUUAGUAGGCAAUGGAUUCGCAAUUAUUGCAGCAGAUACAUCAGCGGUGAACAGCAUUUUGGUGCACAAAACCAACGAAGACAAGAUCAUGAAGCUCGAUUCUCACAAACUCUUGGGAGCCAGUGGCGAAGCCGGCGAUAGAGUUCAAUUUACGGAGUUUGUUCAGAAGAAUGUUUCUUUGUAUCAGUUCAGGAAUGGUAUCCCUUUGACUACUGCUGCCGCUGCUAAUUUCACUCGGGGUGAACUUGCUACUGCCUUAAGAAAGAAUCCAUACUCAGUCAACAUAAUUCUAGCUGGUUUUGACCAAGAAACUGGACCAUCAUUAUACUUUAUUGACUACAUAGCGACUCUUCACAAGGUAGAUAAGGCAGCAUUCGGCUAUGGUUCCUACUUUGCUCUCUCCAUGAUGGACAGGCAUUACCGUAGUGAUAUGUCAGUUGAUGAGGCCAUCAAACUGGUUGAUGAUUGCAUAGUGGAGAUCAGGACUAGGCUUGUUGUAGCUCCACCUAAUUUUGUGAUCAAAAUUGUUGAUAAGGAUGGAGCUCGUGAAUUUGCCUGGCGUGAAUCCAUAAAAGAUCAGGCCGUUGCAGAUGCAAAUGCUGCUGCUGUAUCUGCUUCUGUCUGAGGGUAUCUGGUUGUUCAGUAGUGAAAAAUAGGCCGUUUUUUAUACUUUCUGAAGGUGGUAGCGUUGAUAUAACAAGAUGAUUUACUAUGUUUUGAAACUGUAUGCCCUUACUUUGGAGUUGUCAUCUUGAGAUUUUACCCCACUGUUAUAAUUAAUGCUGAAACAAUCAUCAAAUUGAUUGAUCUAGUUCAUUUAUCACAAUGCUAAUCUUAACUUGUAUGAGAA